GAAAUCUUCACAAAUUCUGAUGAUAGUCACCCUAUUGUGAUUUUGACUGAUGUAGAAUCUAACAUCCUACGUAGUAUUUUGGAUUUUGUUUACCAUGGUGAACUGAAUGUACAGGCAUCACAGUUGACUGAAGUCCUACAAGUUGCCACAACUUUACAAAUUCGUGGACUGACAGAGGUUAGUGAUCAACUGCCUCUCCUAGUUCCACCCGAUAGUACAAGAUUGGUAACUGAUGAGUCGUGUGAACCUUGUGAGGAACUGGUGAUACCACAGCAAGAUAUUACUUCUAAUGAGGACGAAGUUGCUCCACACAGUUCUGAGGCUAACGCUCUGACAGCAAAUAUCAUAGAAAAUGAGAAUGCUGAAUCUCACGAGGAGCAGAGCAACAGUGAUUGCAAUAUUACACCAAAAAAUCAUACUGAGGAUCAAGGGCUGGCUGACUCAAUGCCCGAUUCCCAUGAUGAAAACUUUACUGGGAAUGAGAAUUAUGAAAGUGAGGCUACCAUCCCUGAAGCUAUUAUCCCAGAACAGGACCGUAGAAAAAGAAAACGUCGGGAAAGCUGCAGAAAGGAAUAUAGUGAAGAACAGCUUGCUGCUGCUUUAAAGGAUUUAAGAUGUGGGCAACUUUUAGGAGAUACUGCCUUAGCUCAUAAUAUACCAAGAUCAACCUUAUAUGUUAGAGCUAAAUCUGAAGGUAUUCCCAUAACUGUAACAAGGCAAGAACAUUCAGGUGAAAAUGUGAAUGCAGCUGUCCAAGCAGUUAAUGGAGGAGCAAGCCUUCAGCAAGCAGCAGAUAUGUAUCAAAUUCCUAAAACAGUCUUAUGGCGAAGAGUGAAAGCUGCUGGCGCAUUUUCUAACCGUGCCCAAUCCAGACGUCAAAGUUACGGUCCUGCACACUGGCAAGCAGCUGUUCAGGCAUUACAGGAUGGUCAAAACCUUUCUAGAGUUUCAGCCCAAUUCCAGAUCCCCAAGACAACUCUAUUCCGUGAGAAAGUACGAUUAAUAGAAGCAGGAAAAUUGCCAUAUCCGCCUCCUCCCUCUAAGAAAAGAGCCCCACAAACUCAACUUAUGAAGCAAACUCAGCUCAAGGCUGCAGUGGCUGCAUGCAAAGAAGGAAGAAUGUCUCAGGCAGAGGCAUCAAUUACUUAUCAGGUUCCUAAAACAACUAUUUGGAGGAGAUUGCACAAAGGAAACAUACAAAAUCCAGAUGAAAACAAAGAUAUUGUAAGAUCAGUGGAAAUUACCGAUGCAACAGCUGAAGAACAACCUGGAGCUGUUGCUGGAACACUUCAAGAGCAUGCACAGUUUACUUUUAUUGAGGUUGUAGAAGAAGACUUCUCCACUGCCUCUCUAAUCAUGUGAACAUCUGCUGUUCCUUUCCAUUAUCUGUGAUAAAGUUUAAGAUUCUGUGAUAAUUGCGGUGUUUGUUCAGUCUAUCUUUAAUCUCAUUUGAAUAUCAUUCUUAUCUAGACAAUGGGCUUUUCAAUUUGCUUAAAUUGUUUAAUGCAAUCCCCGCUGAUCUUCACAAAAAUCUAAUUUUCCUGAUAGUAAAUGAAUUGUGUAUUUAUCUACGCAUGUCUUGUAUUUAAC
This is a messenger RNA of Frankliniella occidentalis (western flower thrips), 1590 nucleotides long. RefSeq names its product transcription factor GAGA-like. Gene Ontology annotation, cellular component: nucleus. The record is from RefSeq and is a predicted model, not a curated record. Gene Ontology annotation, biological process: regulation of transcription by RNA polymerase II. Lineage: Eukaryota; Metazoa; Arthropoda; Insecta; Thysanoptera; Thripidae. Gene Ontology annotation, molecular function: protein binding; DNA binding.